AUGAAUAAUUAUAUAAAGGUAGAUCUAGUACAUAAUUUAUAUAAAAAUAAAAAAUGGGCAGAAAUAAAACUAAAUAAAUUUGACACAAUAAAUAAUAUUAAAAAAAAAAUAUAUGGGCAUACAGGAACUUUAUCAAACAAUAUGAAAUUAUAUGCCUAUAAUGAAUUGGAUAUCGAAAAUACACAAAUUUAUUUAAAAGAUGAUAAUCUAUCUUUAAAUGAUUAUGGUGUAAAAGAUAGUUAUAUAAUAUAUAUACAUGAAGUUAACCCAGCAUUUCAUAAUGAUGAUAUAUAUAAUAUAGAUGAUGAUAAAAAAUUGGAAAAUCUAAAGCAUUUAAAAUAUGAAAUAAAUGAUGAGGAUUAUGAUAAGAGACCAGAUAGUUUUCGAAAAUUUAUCCAAAAAAUUAGGCAGAGCCAAAAAAAUGCGGAAAAGGCGGAAAAUCAAGAAAAUCAAGAAAAUCAAGAAAAUCAAGAAAAUGCGAAUAAAAACAUAUGCAAUGGUGAGUUGUGUAAUAGUAACCUGUGCAAUGGUGAGCUGUAUAAAGUGGGAAGUCGGUGUAGAAUUAAAAUAGGAGAUAGAAGAGGAACUCUAAAAUUUGUUGGGAAUCUAAAAAAUAAUGACGUUAUUUAUGUUGGUGUUGAUUUAGAUGAACCUUUAGGAAAUUCUGACGGGUUUUAUCAAAAAAAAAAAAUAUUUGAAUGUAAAGGAGACAAAUAUGGAUAUAUAGGAAAUAUUAAUUCAAUUGAAGUUGGAGAUUUCCCCCCUUUUGACAUAAUGAAUUUUGAUGAAUUUUGA
Messenger RNA from Plasmodium yoelii, 795 nucleotides. RefSeq names its product tubulin-specific chaperone, putative. The record is from RefSeq and is a predicted model, not a curated record. Gene Ontology annotation, biological process: post-chaperonin tubulin folding pathway; tubulin complex assembly. The coding region runs from base 1 to 795 and encodes 264 amino acids. The transcript has a single exon. Gene Ontology annotation, molecular function: alpha-tubulin binding. Lineage: Eukaryota; Apicomplexa; Aconoidasida; Haemosporida; Plasmodiidae.